GAUCGGAACCCAAAUGUGAGGCAUGUUACAAUUGCGCUCCUGCCAGCGGCGGUCCUGUACGGAGUGAUGGGGGGCAGGGUCCAGCAUGCAGCGGGAUUUAACGCAGUUUGCAGCAGUCACUUCCAGGAGGAUGGACGUAGAGAUGUGUAGCGCCUCCGUGGACAACCCCGUUACAGCAACGCUUAUUCCUACAGUGCUUCUGAGAGGAGCAGGGAGACGGUAACUCGGGUUUGCUUGAACCUCCCCAGAGCUGGAAGAUUAAAAAACACUAGGACAUAGUUUCUUUAGAAGAGCGAUUUCUUCAUGGACGUCAUUCUCUUCACGCAGUCUGUGAUGUGUGUGUGAGUGGAGGUGGACGCUGCAGUGGGGCUCUGGUGAUGUGUAAAGACUCCAACAGUCCUGAAUCUCUGCAACUUUUAGGAGCUGAACUCUGGGCUUCUGUUCAAGACUUUGGGAUCUUGGCAAAUCUGAGCACAGUUUGAGAAAUAGAUCUGUUCUGAAACUACAGGAGAAAGAGUAUAUGUUCUGGGCGCGUGUUCGCCAUGGCUCUAGUUCAGGCUCUGCCUGUGCCCACUGAUCACCCAAAGCCCAGUGCUGACGUCCAGCAGUGCUGCUCAGUAUCUCACUCCCCCUCCGUGGGUGCAGCAGGAACCAUGGGUUCCGUAAGCAGCCUCAUCUCUGGACGUACCUACCAGGAGCGCCACUGCCGAGCCAACAGCGAAUUUGGCGCUAAAUAUCGUAAACCCACCCCAGCCACCAGCUGCUUCCUACAGCAAGAGGGCACGCUCUGCAGUGCCAGUUCACAGGAGCAGCUCCUCAAAAACCAGCCUCCUUUACCUGCUAAGAACAAGUCCUCUGCCCUAAUUUCUGCUGGCAAUGGCAACUAUGGCUAUUUAAGUGAUGAGCCAGUGGGGGACUGGAAUGAUAAUCAUGUGACCGCGUGCAGCCCUUGCAGUGAUACUGAAGAGCCUCCUGAUAACAGAGGCAUGAAUGGUAACAUCAGUGGCCCUCCGCCCAAGCUCAUCCCUGUGUCUGGCAGGCUGGAAAAGAGUAUGGAGAAGAUACUAAUCCGUCCCACUGCCUUUAAGCCUGUCAUGCCGAAGAAUCGCAAUUCUGUGCAGUACCUGUCUCCACGCCCAGGGGGCAGUCUGUCUGAAAGCCAGGGCAGUCUCAACCUCCUACUCCCUGGUGGGGUAGCAGGGUUGGUUUGUGCCGAGAAGCGUAAUUCGUACAGUGGGGGUCGCAAUGCACGGAGUAGCCAAUCCUGCACCAUGUCUGACUCAGGCCGCAACUCUCUCUCCAGCCUGCCCACCUACAGCAGCACUGGGUACAGCCUGGCACAGAGCGAAGUAUCCUCCGGCCAGAUUGAAACCACACGCUCUAGUGGUGGCCAUGGACACUCUAAUUCUGACAGCGGUCGAUCAUCGUCAAGUAAGAGCACAGGGUCUUUAAGUGGGCGAGGUCAGCCACUGUCAGACAGCGGAUCAUGUGGGCGGUCCCCUGCUCCAGGGGAAGGAUAUGAAGGUGUCAUUCGUGAACUAGAGGAGAAACUGCGGGAGCGAGACCUGGAGCUACAGCAACUCAGGGAGAACCUGGACGAGAAUGAGGCAGCCAUUUGUCAGGUGUAUGAGGAGAAGCAGAAGCGCUGCGAACAGGAGAUGGAAGAUCUUCGGCAGAGCUGUGCAUCAAAGAUGAAGCAGGUGCAGGUGAAGGCACAACGUGCUCAACAGGUUCUGCAGCUGCAAGUGUUUCAGCUGCAGCAGGAGAAAAAGAAGCUGCAGGAGGAUUUCUCUCAGCUGCUGCAGGAAAGAGAAGCACUGGAAAAGAGAUGUGCUUCUUUUGAGAGAGAACAGACUCAACUAGGUCCCCGUCUAGAGGAAACAAAAUGGGAGGUAUGUCAAAAGUCAGGGGAGAUCUCUCUGUUGAAGCAGCAGCUGAAGGACACACAGGCAGAGCUUGGUCAGAAGACCAGUGAGAUUCUUGCUUUGAAGGCUCAGUUGAGAGAGGCUCGCUCUGAACUGCAAGCCAGCCAGGCUCAUUUGCAAGAAGCCCAUGCAACAGUCCGUACCCGUACACUAGAACUGGAGGUUUGUGAAAAUGAGCUGCAGCGCCGUAAGAGUGAAGCGGAGCUCCUGCGAGAGAAGGUGGGCCGUUUGGAGGAAGAGUCUCUCCGCCUCAAAGAGGCCCUGGUUGUGCCCACGCCCCAAGCUCCACCUUCUAAAGUCCAAUGCAAGAGUUUGCCCCUGCCUCAAAACCGUGGGGGGAUCUCUCACGGGAUUAGCCCUGCUUUCCGGGACAACAGCAGCGAAGAGCAGCUUCUUGCAUAUGAGAGCGAUGAAGCAAAGGUGCAACGACAGAGCGUGGAUGUGUUUCAUGGUCUCCGUCAGCAGGUGGAGCGACUACGAGCGGAAUUGAUGUAUGAGAGGAGGCGGAGCGAGGACCAGCUGGAGACUUUUGAUGAUGAGCGCAGGGUGUGGCAGGAGGAGAAAGACAAAGUGAUCCGUUACCAGAAGCAGCUGCAACAGAACUACAUACAGAUGUACCGGCGAAACCGUGACCUGGAGCGUGUUAUGAGGGAGCUUAGUCUCGAGCUGGAGAACAGGGAUAUGGAGGAGUUUGACAUGCGAAACAAUGAGAUCCACUUUGAGGAGAUCACUGCCACUGAAAUCUAGGCCACAUCUUACUCUCUGCCAUCAACUCAUUUGAUUCCCUCUCAAAAUUCCCUCCACCGUGGUUGUAUGAGGAGCACUGGUCAUCACAGCAAUAAAAUGCAAUAGAAGCAUGCAAUUCUUAACACUAUUUUAGAAAGACACAACAUCUCUAACAGAAUGUUGACACCCCUUUACAAUUAGUGGAUUUAGCUUGGCCCCUUAAAGUGAACACAAAUCUUAAUGCAAUGUCAUACAUUUACAUUCUCCAACAGUUUUUUGGCAGCAGUUUGGAGAGAUAUAUUUUCUGUUUGAGCAUGACAAAUGCCCUUGUGCACAAAGCAAGGUCCAUUAAGAAAUUGUCUGCUAGGUCUGGUCUAGUAGAAAUGGACUGGACAGCCAAGACCUGAACCCCACUGAACACAUUUGGGAUGAAUUGGUUGUUAAAAUCACAACAAUCACUGAAUCACUGAUGCUCAUGUCUGAAUAGGAGCAAAUCCCUGCAGCCAUUUUCCAACAUCUUCAAAUCAUAUUCCAAACGUAAGCUUUCUCAAAAUACAGGGAGCUGUUAAGGAGGACCGUCUUCCUAUUAAUGUCAAUGGUUUUGAAAUUAAAUGUCAAACGAGCACAUAUGGGUGUCAUGUUUGAGUGUAAACAUACUUCUGGCCAUAUAGUGUUUUUCCAUUAAGGCAUGUUAUUGUUGUGGUGUCAGCAGUGGCAAAUAAAAUAUGGAAGCGAUAUUUAGACAUGUCUAUGAUACAUUCCUCACACUGCCUCAGAAAUCUGUGAGUGAUUUCAAUUUAAUGUACGAACAGCAGUUCAUUGAUGCCACCGGUGACAAACACCUGUGUGCGAUCUGCAGAUAAACCCCUAUGUUACAACUUUUUAUUACUUCAUUUUAAAAACUUACGCACAAUCAGAUGGGUUCAUAUGACUGUCCCAGCAAAGAAACAUACUGAAAUGUUGUUGAAGAACUGAUGAGAGAUACAGCUUCAUGGGUUUAUGCAUAAUCUGAAUGCUUUCAUAUCACAAAGGACAGAGCACACUGCUUGGCUCUUCUAUUGUACUAGCACUAACGCUGAUGGGAAAAGACUUGGAAACAUGCUAUGAAGCAUCUAAUGUUAGGUCACUGAAACAGUUUUGUGGCAUUGAUUCUUGAUGUUCUUGUUGUUAUGCUGGUGUUUAGAGUCCUCAAUAACUGUGCUCUUACUUCUCAGACAUUUACGGCACUAUACACCAAGAAUUCUCCGUCUCAUCACACAGCGUCACUGCUAACACAACAUUUGAUACUAAUCAUUAAUGUAGAGGUGUUAUUUUUAUAUUAGAUUAUAUAUUAUCAAAUAUAACUAGUAAAUCAGUGGUUUCUCCACUCAUAGUGGGUGGGGCAAUUCUGAUCAGUUAUGACAUAGUUGAUGAAUGCAAAUAUUAUAUUAUAUUGGAUUUUCAUACAAUUUGAGCAAUACUAAUCAAAUGUUUGUGGUCUUUAUGAUGGAAAAAAGGGACAUAUACACUACUAACAACUUUGUUGUUUUUACGAAACAGAUACUUUUUAAAAUAAAAAGAGGAAGAAUUAAAUAUAUAUAUAUAUAUAUAUAUAUAU
Molecule: messenger RNA, 4248 nt
Organism: Myxocyprinus asiaticus (Chinese sucker)
Lineage: Eukaryota; Metazoa; Chordata; Actinopteri; Cypriniformes; Catostomidae
Product: leucine zipper putative tumor suppressor 2 homolog
Exons: 7
Coding region: 543-2672 (709 amino acids)
Biological process (GO): cell division; negative regulation of canonical Wnt signaling pathway
Source: RefSeq, a predicted model, not a curated record